Protobothrops mucrosquamatus (brown spotted pit viper) is the source of this 579-nucleotide messenger RNA. It is a transcript of the gene RPS27, whose product is annotated as ribosomal protein S27. The coding region runs from base 87 to 341 and encodes 84 amino acids. Gene Ontology annotation, molecular function: structural constituent of ribosome; RNA binding. Gene Ontology annotation, cellular component: ribosome; cytosolic small ribosomal subunit. The transcript has 4 exons. The record is from RefSeq and is a predicted model, not a curated record. Gene Ontology annotation, biological process: ribosomal small subunit assembly; translation. Lineage: Eukaryota; Metazoa; Chordata; Lepidosauria; Squamata; Viperidae.
CCCGUGCGCGGGAAACCCCACAGCGGAUAUAGCGCGCUCUCCUUCCGGCCAGCCUCCUUUCGGUCCGCAGCUGCCUCCACGCGAACAUGCCGCUCGCGAAGGACCUCCUGCACCCGUCGCCCGAGGAGGAGAAGCGGAAGCACAAGAAGAAGCGCCUGGUGCAGAGCCCCAACUCCUACUUCAUGGACGUCAAGUGCCCGGGUUGCUACAAAAUCACCACGGUUUUCAGUCACGCCCAGACAGUUGUGUUGUGUGUCGGCUGCUCGACUGUGCUGUGCCAGCCCACUGGUGGAAAGGCAAGGUUGACAGAAGGGUGCUCUUUCCGGCGAAAGCAACAUUAAACACUGGACACUCGGCACAGGAUGAUGGGUGGGACUAUGCGAACAAUGACCCUGAGCUUCCCUGGAGCACCGAUGGAAGGAUAUUAUGCAAUGGAGUUGGGGGACGUGUAGACUUACUUUUGAGGGCUUGCUACCACCGAUGGCUGUGGGAUAGGGUGAACGCCCCCCCUCCCCUCCCUGUGGCUCUGGCCUUGUAGCCUUACCCACUUGAUUUAAUAAACUUUGGAUAUAAAGGCAA